AUGUCGACCUCAGAGCUGGCGAAUGACGACUUGUCCCUCACGUAUGAUGACAACUGGUACAUGUACGAACCAGCUGGAGACCAAGAUGACACAGCGCACGUCAUUCCAGAUUGCUUUCCCACCAUCCCCUACGACCUCUUCCACGCCUGCAUGGCCCCCGUGUCGCUGGCCCUGUUGCUGCUUCUCUCUCUGCUGGUGAAACGGAAGAAACUCUGUAAGAGUUGUUGGGAUGUUGCUCCCGGGCUGCUGAGCCCCGUGAAUUUCUUGGAAGAAGACGGGAACAGGGUCCCGGCCGUAGCGGUGUUUGGCAUCCUCUUCUCCUCCUUAAGUGUGCUGGUUCUCGAUAGUGACCCUCUGCCCUUCGUUGCCAACUCUGCAGCAGAGAACCGAGAGUACUGGAAGAUCAUGGCUUUGCUCUAUUACCCCGCCUUCUACUACCCCUUAAUCGCAUGUGCCAAGCUCCGACACCGAGCCGGCUACUUUCUUGGCUGCUUGCUGGCCUGGAGCCACUGCCUGGUCCUCCUCUGGCAGAAGGUGGAAUGCCCCCAGUCGGCCAAGAUCUAUAGGUACUAUUCCCUGCUUUCUUAUCUCCCCAUCAUCCUGUGCCUUGUGAUUCUGAGCCUUUGGUAUCCAGCGCAGCUUGUCAAAAGCCUCAGACAGAAGGAGAGGAUGGCUUAUGAGAAGGUACCUGGAAGUGACUAUUACAAGGACUACCUGAAGAAUGUCCUGGCUAGAAGAGCACCCAAGAUAAGCACCAGCAAAGGCAAGCCGAGCGUCCUUUCGAGACUCCAGGCCUACUUGCGAUCUUACAUCUACACACCCCAGGAAGGGUUCCAGAUCCCCCUGAAGCUGCUGCUGUCGCAGGCCGUGGCCGUGAUAGCCGUCUAUCAGGUGGCCCUCCUGUUGCUGGUGGCAUUCGUCCCCCACAUCCAGAUCAUCAGGUCAGGGAUGACGAAGGAGCUGACCGCCCUCUUCGUCCAGUUCGGCAUUGUCCCAGCUGAAAAUCCGGCGGGAAUCCCUGGAGACAAGGAGCUGGAGACGCUGAAGCACUACAUCUGGUCCCUGGAAGUGUGCUUCGUCUCUUCCCUGGUCGCCUCCUGCCUGCUGACCUUCUGCAUGUUGAUGAAGUCCAUGGUGAAGCACCGGAUCAACCUGCAGCGUCUCUACCGUGGGGCAGUCGCGGAAGUGUUCCACCGUCCCCGGAAACUGCGGCCUUCCCAGCAAGCCCUUGUGUGCUGGAUGUGUUUUGUGGGCUUCCAGGCGGCCUUUGCCUGCUUGGGCCUGCUCGUCCAGCACGUGGCCUUCUUCGUCUGCGCCGUGGGCUUCACGUUCCUGGUGGCCAUCCCCCUGCAGUCCGGCACCAACAUGCACCUCUUCAGAAUCAUGGGCAACAUGUGGCCCUUCUGGCUGACUUUGGUGGCCGCUGUGAUUGCACAGAACCUGUUGACUCACUACUGUUUCCUUGAGCGUGGCCACCCACCCAAGGGGCUGACCAACAGGCGAGCUCUGUACCUUGUGACAUACCUGCUCUUCCCGAUCAAUGUGCUCGUGGGGGUUUUGGCCGGGGUCUGGAGGAUGGUUCUGUCUGCUCUUUACAACAUCGUCCACUUUUGCCAGUUGGAUGAGAGCCUCCUAGGCCACGGUGUUGAGGCCUUUGAUCCAGGCUACCGCACUUACUGCCACUGCCUGAAAAUCGAGGUCAGCCAAGCCCACCCGAUGAUGAAGGCCUUCUGUGCGCUGCUUCUGCAACUGCAUCACCCCCCGGGGCUGGCAGGGCUCCGGCCGAGGAACCUGGAAGAAGGGGUCAAGCUGGUGCAGGCCAAGAAGCUGGCAUCGAAAACGUCUCGGCGCAAGCAGACCCGUGCCCGGUGGUGCUUGGCAUACAGUCUCCUCAAGAACCCCUCCCUUCUGCCCUACCGGAAGGGGGCUCUGUCAGACAGCAAAGCCAAUGGGAUGCAGGCCGGCCAUGAGGAGCCUUGA
Varanus komodoensis (Komodo dragon) is the source of this 1980-nucleotide messenger RNA. RefSeq names its product signaling receptor and transporter of retinol STRA6 (gene STRA6). NCBI's taxonomy places the organism in Eukaryota, Metazoa, Chordata, Lepidosauria, Squamata, Varanidae. The transcript is spliced from 17 exons. Gene Ontology annotation, cellular component: plasma membrane. The coding region runs from base 1 to 1980 and encodes 659 amino acids. The record is from RefSeq and is a predicted model, not a curated record. Gene Ontology annotation, molecular function: retinol transmembrane transporter activity; signaling receptor activity. Gene Ontology annotation, biological process: vitamin A import into cell.